Molecule: messenger RNA, 999 nt
Organism: Diaporthe amygdali
Lineage: Eukaryota; Fungi; Ascomycota; Sordariomycetes; Diaporthales; Diaporthaceae
Product: eukaryotic translation initiation factor 2 beta subunit
Exons: 6
Coding region: 1-999 (332 amino acids)
Biological process (GO): translational initiation; formation of translation preinitiation complex; formation of cytoplasmic translation initiation complex
Cellular component (GO): eukaryotic translation initiation factor 2 complex
Molecular function (GO): mRNA binding; translation initiation factor binding; translation initiation factor activity
Source: RefSeq, a predicted model, not a curated record
AUGGCGAACGAGGAGCAACCCGACACGUCGAGACCCGCGCGUAAAUCCGUCGCAUUCACCGAAGAGAAACUCGUCGUCGGUGCCGACGGCAGCGUCGAAAUCAUGUCUACUCCUAACGAGGAGAAGGAUACCGCCUUGUCUCACAGUCCGUCCACCGAGCCACUAUCAGAGACCCUCGCGUCGACUAAUCCCUCCGCAGCUCCCGCCGAGACCGAGACCCCUCCCCCCGAGGCCGGCGAUGAUGGCCUCGACUUGGGCCUCAUGAAGAAGAAGAAGAAGAAGGUCAAGAUCGCCGACGACGCCGAGCCAGCUGGAGACGACGCUGCUGCUGAAGGCGACGACCUGGGUAUCAAGAAGAAGAAGAAGAAGCCCAAGGCGAAGGAGGGCGAUGACGACUUCGCGGCCAAGCUUGCUGCGCUGGACCUCGACAAGGAAGGUGGCGAUGCCGCUGCUGAGGAGCAAGCCCAAGACGGUGACAUGAAAGUAGGAACUGGUAUCUGGAAGCACGAUGACACAACACCCAUCAAAUACGAUCUUCUCUUGAGCCGAUUUUUCAGCCUUCUCUCCGAGAAGAACCCCGACCACGCCACCGGAGCCGCCAAGAGCUACAAGAUCCCACCACCCCAAUGUAUGCGUGAAGGAAACAAGAAGACCAUCUUCGCCAACCUUCCCGAGAUUUGCAAGCGUAUGAAGCGAUCCGAGGAGCACGUCACCACGUUCUUGUUUGCCGAAUUGGGUACGAGCGGCUCCACCGCCGGUACUGGAGGUCUGGUCAUCAAGGGUCGUUUCCAGGCGAAACAGCUGGAGAAUGUCCUGCGCAAGUACAUCAUCGAAUACGUGUCAUGCAAGACAUGCCGGUCGCCCGACACGGAGCUGAGCAAGGGAGAGAACCGUCUGUCUUUCGUUACCUGCAACUCUUGCGGAUCGCGACGGUCCGUUGCGGCUAUCAAGACCGGUUUCUCUGCCCAGAUCGGAAAGAGAAGAAAGAUGCGGGCGUAA